Molecule: messenger RNA, 1158 nt
Organism: Python bivittatus (Burmese python)
Lineage: Eukaryota; Metazoa; Chordata; Lepidosauria; Squamata; Pythonidae
Source: RefSeq, a predicted model, not a curated record
AUGUUCAGUGCCAUCCAAUUUGAGGAACCCAUAAAUGUCAGUAACUUUACAUUGACUAUCUAUGUGGUUUUCUUGUCUAUCCAGGAGACUUCCCAUCCCCCAGUUAGCUAUCUAUACAUGCGCUCUGUUGAGGAGCUUUUUGCAGUCUUUGCAUUUGCAACAUGUGGUGGCUAUUCUGGAGGACUGCGGCUCAGCGUGGACUGUGCCAACAGGACACAGAGCGACCGCAGCAUUGACAUAGCCUUUGCCUAUCCCUUCAGGUUGUACCAGGUGAAUUUUGAUGCUCCCACCUGUGAAGGCAAACGAGAAAAACUUUCACUAAUAGGCGACUUUUCUUCUUCUGCGGAAUUCUUUGUCACUGUUGCCGUCUUUGCCUUCCUCUACUCCUUGGCAGCCACAGUAGUUUACAUUUUCUUCCAGAACAAAUACCGUGAAAACAACAGGGGUCCUUUGAUUGACUUCAUUGUGACAGUGGUAUUUUCAUUCAUGUGGCUUGUGGGUUCUUCUGCUUGGGCUAAAGGACUAUCUGAUGUGAAGGUUGCCACUGACCCAGAUGAAGUACUCUUACUGAUGUCGGCUUGCAAACAACAGGCCAACAAGUGCUUGCCUGUGUACAGCCCUGUUAUGUCAAGUCUUAAUACUUUAGUUGUCUUUGGAUUCUUGAACUUUAUUCUCUGGGCAGGAAAUAUCUGGUUUGUUUUUAAGGAGACUGGUUGGCAUUCUUCAGGUACAAGGUACCCUCAAGACACUCUCGAGAAACAGUCCAGCAGCUAUAACCAAGGUGGCUACAAUCAAGAUAGCUAUGGGUCGAGUGGUGGGUAUAACCAGCAGGAAGGCAGUUUUGGGCAGCAAACUAAUUAUGGCCAAAUUGAUGAAUUUGGCCAGCAACCACAGACCUUCAGUCAGAGUGGCCCAACUUCAUUUACUAAUCAAAUGUAGCAACGGCAGAAUUCUGAGAGCCCUUACAUGGAUCAUUAUAUGUAGAAAGUUCAAACAUGGUGAUAGACAGCACAUUUCUGAGUGUUCGUAGAUUAAUGUGAUGAAGAGUUUCAACUAAUUCAAAGGUCUGUGAAUAUGAACUGCAAGAGUUGGGUUGUGGCUCUUGUUUGUAAAUGAUGCAGUUCCUCCCCCGUGAAUGAUAAUGAUGAUGACGAUGAC